Messenger RNA from Panicum hallii, 1969 nucleotides. Its product is annotated as cyclin-A1-3. The coding region runs from base 88 to 1584 and encodes 498 amino acids. The record is from RefSeq and is a predicted model, not a curated record. Gene Ontology annotation, molecular function: cyclin-dependent protein serine/threonine kinase regulator activity. The transcript is spliced from 11 exons. NCBI's taxonomy places the organism in Eukaryota, Viridiplantae, Streptophyta, Magnoliopsida, Poales, Poaceae. Gene Ontology annotation, biological process: regulation of cyclin-dependent protein serine/threonine kinase activity; mitotic cell cycle phase transition. Gene Ontology annotation, cellular component: nucleus; cytoplasm; cyclin-dependent protein kinase holoenzyme complex.
AAUCCCCCUCGCCGCUCCUGUCGGGACGCCCCAACCCCCCAACCCUAGCCCUAAGCCCGACGAGGGGGGCCUCUUACCGCCGCGACGAUGUCGACCAUCGCCGCCUCCCGCCGCGCCUCCUCCUCCACCGCCAAGCGCCCCGCCAUGGCCGAGAGCGCCAAGGCGGCGGGCGCCGCCGCCGCGCAGGCCAAGAAGCGCGUCGCGCUCGGAAACAUCACCAACGUCGCCGCGCAAGGGGGCAGGGCCGCCGGGAAGGUCGCGCCACCGCCGGGCAGCGCGAAGUUGAAUUCAGCUACCUCAGCUGCACCCUUGAAGAAGCCAUCUUUGGCAAGUGCUCGCAGUGUCAGCUCCGUUCGGGGUCCUGCUUUGAAAUCAGCUUCAAUCAAGCCAGCUCCGCCCUUUUCUCGCCAUGACAGCACAACGCAGAAGCAUAGUGUUCCUCCUCCUAAAGUGCCUACCGAGGCGCCCAGUCGCAUACCUGCUUUGGUUCCCUGCAACACCUUUGUGUCUCCUGGACGCUCAGGAGACUCGGUUUCUGUCGAUGAGACGAUGUCGACUUGUGACUCCAUGAAAAGCCCAGACUUUGAGUACAUAGACAAUGAGGACUCCUCAAUGCUCGCCUCAUUGCAGCGACGCGCAAAUGAACACCUACGUAUCUCAGAUGACAGAGAUGUUGAAGAAAAUAAGUGGAAGAAAAAUGCCCCUGCCCCAAUGGAAAUUGACCGCAUUUGUGAUGUUGACAAUGACUUAGAGGAUCCACAGUUGUGCGCUACUCUGGCUUCUGACAUUUACAUGCAUCUGCGAGAGGCUGAGACAAAGAAAAGACCAUCUACUGAUUUCAUGGAAAUAAUUCAAAAGGAUGUCAACCCAAGCAUGAGGGCGAUUUUGAUAGACUGGCUUGUUGAAGUUGCGGAAGAAUAUCGUCUUGUCCCCGAUACUCUGUACCUGACAGUUAACUACAUUGACCGUUAUCUUUCUGGCAAUGAAAUCAACCGCCAAAGGCUGCAAUUACUUGGUGUUGCUUGCAUGCUUAUAGCUGCAAAAUAUGAGGAGAUAUGUGCACCACAAGUAGAAGAAUUCUGCUACAUAACUGACAACACUUACUUCAGAGAUGAGGUUUUGGAAAUGGAAGCUUCUGUACUGAAUUACUUGAAGUUUGAAAUGACUGCACCAACAGCGAAAUGCUUUUUGAGGAGAUUUGCCCGUGCUGCACAAGCGUGUGAUGAGGAUCCAGCUUUGCAUCUGGAGUUCCUGGCCAAUUACAUCGCUGAGCUAUCACUCCUGGAGUACAGCCUACUCUCAUACCCUCCGUCGCUAAUAGCUGCCUCAGCUAUUUUCUUGGCAAAGUUUGUACUCCAGCCAGCAAAGUAUCCUUGGAAUUCUACCCUUGCUCACUACACACAAUACAAGCCGUCAGAAUUGUGCGAUUGUGUAAAGGCAUUGCACCGCCUAUUCAGUGUUGGUCCCGGGAGCAACCUUCCUGCGAUCAGAGAAAAGUACAGUCAACAUAAGUACAAAUUUGUUGCAAAGAAGCAGUGUCCAACAUCGAUUCCCACCGAAUUCUUCCGAGACGGGGCAUGCUAGACUUAGAAGAAGCCCAGGAGUAGUUACAGUUGCUUACUGAAUUCGUGCUCUUGUGGCUGAAAUGCCCAGUAGCACCCGCACUGACUGUGCAGGUGGUUGGUUGAUGCAGGACCUUGCUGAUACCCCCCUGUUGUUUCAGGGGAUUAGAAGAGUGUAGAUUCUAGAUCGAUGCUUUGAAGUUUGUGGCCAUGUUAGGGCAUUGGUGUGGUUCUCCCUGUAUUCCUCUCCUGCUUCCUGUUGUAAUCUUCCUGUAUCUAGGCCCAUGUUUGCAGGCGCAUGUAAAUUGGAGUUCUGUAGAAGUAGAUCAUAACAUCUCGUUUGCAAUGUCAUAUACUGACUGGAGCGGCAGUCACUUGAAGAAUGGCCUCACAUGUUGCAUGAUGCA